UUCAGUUAGUCAGUUGAAAAGCGGUUGCUCCACCGAUAUGUUUGCACCGGGGCGAUGGCUUCUCCCGAUGUUCUGGCUGAUUUCGAAUGCGAUCUGCUGGAUACGUGGAGCGCGAAUUCUCCUCAUCGCCCCCUUCGAGUCGCAUUCGCAGUGUAUGCUAAUGACACCCUAUAUAGAGGCCCUAAGCAAUCGGGGUCACCAGCUGACUGUGAUUCAUGCGUAUAAACACUGCAAGCUCAUUGAAAAUGUUACCUUCAUACGUAUAAGGGAUAAUUAUAACGUUUACUCAGAUUUUGAAGAGUUCAUGGGAAUCGGUUCUACGACUAGCAAGUGGGCAGAAAUGAAUUCUAUGACCAGAAUAAUGGUAAAUUGUUCGCUUAAUAUACUCAAUAAUUUCGAAGUUCGAUCCUUAAUGAAAUCGAAUGUCACAUUUGACUUGGUGGUCUUGGAACCGGGCUUUACCGACCUGCUUUUCGGGUUAGCAGCUUAUUUCGAUGCCCCACUGAUCGGACUUUACACAUGUGUAUCUGAUUGGAAUACAUAUAACAUGGUGGGACAUGUAACGUCCAUCUUGGAGGAGCCAAUAAUGCCCUUAGGCUUAAAAUCUGUGCGAAAUCUUUGGGAUCGCAUCUACAAUUGGUUUUACACCACCGAAGAGUGGCUGUUGAUACAUUUAGUUUUCCUACCGAAACUGCGCUUCGUUUAUGAUCACUUCUUUGGGCACCUGGAGCAGAGCUUUAUGGAGAUCCGGCACAACUUUUCACUAAUUCUGCUGAAUCAACACUUUAGCUUGUUUAAGGCCAGGUCUACUGUUCCCUCCCUGAUUGAAGUGGCUGGCUUUCAUAUCCCCAAAGUGGAUCCAAAACUUCCUGAUGAUCUUCAGGUAUUCAUCGAUGAGGCAGAACAUGGUGCAAUCUACUUUGCUUUGGGUAUGGAGCAGGAGAGUAAGGACUUGCCGGAGGAAACACAAAACGUUUUGCUAGAGAGUUUCAAAUCGAUGUCACAAAGAGUUAUUUGGAAGUUUGAGGGUGAACCCCCAAGGAGCUUAGCUAGUAACAUCUAUAUAUCCAAAUUUUUACCACAGCAAGCCAUUUUGGCUCACCCAAAUGUAAAGCUUUUCAUAAGUCAUGGUGGAAUGCUGAGCAUAAUUGAGGCUGCCUAUUAUGCGAAACCUGUUCUGGGUAUGCCUUUGUUCUUCGAUCAAUUCAGGAAUUUGGAAGUCCUGGAGGAAGAAGGUGCAGCCCUGCAGUUAAACAUUAACAGCGUGACAGGAAAGGAACUGAAAAAUACUGUGAAUCGCCUGGUAAACCAACCAAAAUACCGAGAAAAUGCCUUGGCUGUUUCUCAAAGAUUUCGGGAUCAGCCCAUGCAUCCCUUGGAAACGGCCAUAUAUUGGACCGAAUACGUCAUACGCUACAAGGGAGCCAAUCAUAUGAAAGUAUCUCAAUCUCAGGUGAAGCUGUUCGAAUACUAUUCCAUGGACAAGUUCUUGAUGGUCGGAGUACGGUUAUCCCUUGUAGUGGGUAUCGUUUUUUUGGCUCUUACUAAAGGAAGAUGUUGCUUAAAUUAUUUGAUCAAAUUUUUCAAGCCAGUUUUGCCCGUUAUUGGCAUUCAACGUAAUAUCGAUGUGAUAAGUUAAAGAAUUUGUAUGCUUAAGUGCUGUUGU
Molecule: messenger RNA, 1666 nt
Organism: Drosophila subpulchrella
Lineage: Eukaryota; Metazoa; Arthropoda; Insecta; Diptera; Drosophilidae
Gene: Ugt304A1
Product: UDP-glycosyltransferase UGT5
Exons: 2
Coding region: 38-1639 (533 amino acids)
Molecular function (GO): UDP-glycosyltransferase activity
Source: RefSeq, a predicted model, not a curated record